Molecule: messenger RNA, 792 nt
Organism: Castor canadensis (American beaver)
Lineage: Eukaryota; Metazoa; Chordata; Mammalia; Rodentia; Castoridae
Gene: Guca1a
Product: guanylate cyclase activator 1A
Biological process (GO): positive regulation of guanylate cyclase activity; visual perception
Cellular component (GO): photoreceptor inner segment; cone photoreceptor outer segment
Molecular function (GO): calcium sensitive guanylate cyclase activator activity; calcium ion binding
Source: RefSeq, a predicted model, not a curated record
AUGAAUGCCACCCGUGGGGAGAAGGGCCAGCUGCAGGAAGGCGGCCCUGAGUGCACCACCCUCCACACCCCGGGCGUAUUGGAGAUGCCAGGCCCGCGGGAAGAGCGGGCCAGUGUCAAGAAAGCCAAGUCACCCUUGCAGGGCUCAGAGGGAUCAGGACUGUCCAUCUUGGCACACAACUUCCUGCAGGCCUGGCAGGGCAACGUGAUGGAGGGCAAGUCAGUUGGAGGAGCUAAGCGCACCGAAUACCAGUGGUACAAGAAGUUUAUACCGAGUGCCCUCGGGCCGCCACCCCUACGAGUUCGGCAGUUCUUCGGUCUUAGAACCUGAGCCCCUCACCAGCCAGUAUGUGGAGCAGAUUUCGAGACCUUUGAUUUCAACAAGGACGGCUACAUUGACUUCAUGGAGUACGUUGCUGCACUCAGCCUUGUCCUCAAAGGGAAGGUGGAACAGAAGCUGCGCUGGUACUUCAAGCUCUACGACGUUGACGGCAAUGGCUGCAUUGACCGGGAGGAGCUGCUCACCAUCAUCCGGGCCAUUCGAACCAUUAACCCCUGGAGCAAUCCUAGCAUGAGUGCAGAGGAGUUCACAGACACCGUGUUCGCCAAGAUCGACAUCAAUGGAGAUGGGGAGCUCUCUCUAGAGGAGUUCAUGGAGGGUGUCCAAAAGGACCAGAUGCUUCUGGACACGCUGACACGAAGCCUCGACCUCACCCGCAUUUUGCGCAGACUCCAGAACAGCGAGCUGGACGAGGCAGGGGCCGGUGAUGGGGCGGCGGAGGCCGCAGGCUGA